Drosophila bipectinata is the source of this 1709-nucleotide messenger RNA. RefSeq names its product Cytochrome P450 12b2 (gene Cyp12b2). Gene Ontology annotation, molecular function: monooxygenase activity; oxidoreductase activity, acting on paired donors, with incorporation or reduction of molecular oxygen; heme binding. The record is from RefSeq and is a predicted model, not a curated record. Lineage: Eukaryota; Metazoa; Arthropoda; Insecta; Diptera; Drosophilidae.
AGGGUCAUGAUGUGGAAAAACACUGGAAAAACUAUCAAAGGUCCAGGGCAGUUUGCUUAUCAGCUGUGUUUUGUUAGGGAUUUUUCGGUGGGUGGGAUUUUCAAUCAGCAGACCCAUUUGGACUAUGCAGAAGCCAGUGCACCACGAGCUGAUGAAAAAUGGCAGCAAGCUAAGCUCUAUAAGGAUAUUCCAGGACCUAGUAGCUUGCGUAUGAUUUCCUAUUUUAUGCCGGGAGGUGUUCUUUACAAUACGAAUCUGAUUCAAAUGAACCGACGUAUGCGGGAGAUGUACGGAGAUAUAUAUAGUAUGCCGGGCUUGAUGGGUAGACCCAAUGUGGUCUUCACCUACAAUCCAGAGGACUUUGAGGUGACCUAUCGCAACGAGGGCCUUUGGCCUAUUCGAAUUGGCCUGGAGAGUUUCAGCUAUUACCGAAAAGUCCAAAGACCAGACGUUUUCGGAGGCAUAGGAGGUUUGGUCUCAGAACAAGGCCAAGCCUGGGCAGAUAUUCGAAACAAGGUGAAUCCCGUUUUGAUGAAGGUUCAAAAUGUAAGGCAGAAUCUGCCACAACUUGAUCUGAUAGCCAAGGAAUUUGUGGAUAAAUUGGAAGCCCAAAGAAAUCCCGAGACCCAUCACCUCGAUAAUAACUUCCAUGAUCAGCUGAAAAUGUGGGCCUUCGAAAGCAUUAGUUUUGUGGCCUUGAACACUCGAAUGGGCCUACUGACCGAUCAACCUGAUCCGAAUGCCUCCCGACUGGCCCACCAUAUGGGUGAAUUUUUCAACUACAGCUUCAAGUACGAUGUUCAGCCCUCCAUCUGGCCCUACUACAAGACACCGGGCUUUAAGAAGUUCCUGAAAACCUACGACGAUAUUACAGAGAUUACCACCAACUACAUAGAGGAGGCCAUCAAACGAUUUCAGAGCCAGGAAGAGGGUCAAACCAAUUGCGUCCUCCAACAGCUCUUGGGUCUUAACAAGCAAGUAGCUGUGGUGAUGGUCAUGGACAUGCUGAUGGCUGGAAUUGAUACGACCUCUUCGUCCUUGCUCACCAUCCUCUACCACCUCUCCCGGAAUCCCGAAAAGCAAGAGCAACUGCGUCGGGAACUGCGAAGGGUUCUACCCGAUCCCCAAGGAUCUCUCUCCGAAGAUAGCACCAAGAACAUGCCAUACUUAAGGGCCUGCAUCAAGGAGGGUCUGCGCAUCACCUCUAUUACGCCUGGAAACUUCCGCAUAACCACAAAAGACCUGGUGCUGUCGGGUUACCAAGUGCCUCGCGGAACCGGUGUACUAAUGGGUGUCCUGGAGCUGUCCAAUAGCGAUGAGUACUUCGCAAAGAGCGCUGACUUUCUGCCGGAACGCUGGCUAAAAGCGGAUUCAGCGCCCGGAGUCCAGGCCUGUCCCGAGGCCCGAUCCCGGAAUCCGUUCGUGUACCUGCCCUUCGGCUUUGGACCAAGAACCUGCAUCGGUAAGCGGAUCGCCGAGCUGGAAAUCGAGACCCUCCUGGUUCGCCUACUGAGGAGCUACAAGAUCAGCUGGCUGCCAGAAAGUCCAAUGCAAUACGAGAGCACUAUUAUCCUGGCGCCGUGCGGCGACAUUCGCUUCAAGCUGGAACCUGUGCAGGAUUCUUAGCUACAGAGUUUCAAAACAUUAUAUUUCCUAAAUGUGAUACACUUAUCCUACGCUCAAGUACAGACAACCGAUUGAAUUCAGAG